Messenger RNA from Pomacea canaliculata, 1416 nucleotides. RefSeq names its product triosephosphate isomerase-like. Gene Ontology annotation, molecular function: triose-phosphate isomerase activity. The coding region runs from base 90 to 884 and encodes 264 amino acids. Gene Ontology annotation, biological process: gluconeogenesis; glycolytic process; glyceraldehyde-3-phosphate biosynthetic process. Gene Ontology annotation, cellular component: cytosol. The record is from RefSeq and is a predicted model, not a curated record. NCBI's taxonomy places the organism in Eukaryota, Metazoa, Mollusca, Gastropoda, Architaenioglossa, Ampullariidae. The transcript is spliced from 6 exons.
GACCUGUUGACAAGAACGACCUUGCCAGUCAGUGCAGUCCGCAAGCACACAAGGCAACACACACUCUCUCCUACAAGUCCUAGUCAAUCAUGGGCGACCGUAAAUUUUUCGUAGGAGGAAACUGGAAAAUGAAUGGUGAUAAGAAAUCCAUAGAUGAAAUCAUCAAGUUUUUAAAGGAGGAACCAUUGGAUCCAGCGGCAGAAGUAGUUGUGGCCCCUCCAGCACCCUAUAUUGAUUAUGUUUCUCAAAAACUGAGUUCAAAGGCAGCUGUGGCAGCACAGAACUGUUACAAAGAAGCCAGUGGAGCUUUCACCGGAGAAGUUAGCCCUGGCAUGAUCAAGGACUGUGGUGGUACAUGGGUCAUUCUGGGACACUCAGAAAGGAGGCAUGUCUUUGGAGAGUCAAAUCAGUUGAUUGGAGAAAAGGUCAAGUUUGCCCUUAAUGCAGGCCUCAAUCUCAUCCCCUGUGUUGGUGAGAAGCUGGAAGAGCGUGAAGCUGGGAAUACAGAAGCUGUUGUCUUUGAACAGAUGAAAGCCAUUGCUGAUAACACCAGUGACUGGAAACGUGUGGUGAUUGCCUAUGAACCUGUCUGGGCCAUUGGAACAGGUAGAACUGCAACACCAGAGCAGGCUCAGGAAGUGCACAAGGCCAUCAGGAACUGGCUGGCCAAGAAUGUCUCAGAAUCUGUGGCUAAAUCCACAAGAAUAAUUUACGGAGGAUCUGUUAAAGGAAGCAAUGCUAAGGAAUUGGCUGGGAAGGCUGAUGUAGAUGGUUUCCUGGUUGGAGGAGCCUCUCUAACUCGAGAUUUUGUGGCAAUUGUUAAUGCAAGAAAGCAUGAAAGUGGACCUCUUGAUUGUUGCAUGUCUGUUAAGACCAGCUCUUAGCCUGUCGUAAAGCUGUAGGCUAUCAGAUCUUGGUGAACCAUUUAGCAGUUUAAUAUUUGGAACCGCGAAAUCCCUUAGGUCAACAAAAGACCUGCAAUAAAUUUGUAAGUUAUUUUUUAUUUCAAAAGUCCUCAGCUUUGCUUACCACGACUUAGAACCAAUAAACUGAAAACACGAAAGACCAUAAAGCUUGAGCUUUUGUACCUGUCAGCAUAAGAGUUCACAUUGUCUACUCGUUCAUGUUAAACCAGAGGUGAAUUUGUGUUGUGGCCUCGUUCUAGUGGAAAAUUUGCCUUCAAGCAGUCCAACAAAGAUAUACAUCUGUUCAAUCUCACUGCACUGCAUCGCACCAAUGUGCAGAGCACAAAAUCUGACAAAGCACAGCAAAUAAUCUAGGGGAGAUUUUUCUUCUCUCUAGAAGAGGCAUACAUGUAACUGUGCCUCUAGGUGUCAUGUGACAGUGUUUUGAUCCCUUCACCUUUAGUGGAUGUGUUCUGCACAAUUCUAGCUAAUAAACUUAUUUGAAGCUUGA